Messenger RNA from Drosophila grimshawi, 1624 nucleotides. RefSeq names its product methyltransferase-like protein 17, mitochondrial. Lineage: Eukaryota; Metazoa; Arthropoda; Insecta; Diptera; Drosophilidae. The record is from RefSeq and is a predicted model, not a curated record. The transcript is spliced from 3 exons. Gene Ontology annotation, cellular component: mitochondrial small ribosomal subunit. Gene Ontology annotation, biological process: translation. Bases 64 to 1500 code for a protein of 478 amino acids. Gene Ontology annotation, molecular function: methyltransferase activity; structural constituent of ribosome.
CAACCGGCGCCACAUGCGUUAAGUUUAUUUACAUUUUCUGCAGCUGAAGUAAGUCCAUAAAAUAUGGCUUCGCUUUUUGUGCGAGACACUGCUGGACACAUAAUGCUUGCGCCACGACUUUUUCUGACGAGCACACACUUCUUGCAACGAUACACCUGUAAAAUCAGCGCCGCAGUUGAGCCGGAUGUGCUGGCGGAUUUGGAACAGGCAAACAUAAAGCCGCGCAAACAUCCUGGAAUCAUAAGACCCAACCAUGUUGAAUUGCCCAAACAGUUGAGCGAUACGCUGAAGCGCAUUGUAGGCGAUCAUCCUGUGAGAAAAGUGCUGCGCGACAGUCAAAUGCUUAAUCAUUAUAUAAAAUCGAGGCAUCCGCCGCCAACGCCGUUGGAAAUUGAAAACAAGAAACGAUUGAUCGUAGAGGAGGUAAAUUCUAAGAUGUCGCUGGAACGAUUGGCCACACUCAGCGAGGAGGAGGCGGCGCGUUGGAAACGCAAGCGCGAAUUGGAGAUUAACAAGCGUCUGGGACAACGCACCUACGCCUGGAAGCCCAUCGAAUACGGUGCCUAUGAGGCUAUCGUUUAUGCCGUUGCCAGAGCUGCCCAGGAGUAUGCAGUAAUGAGGCGUGUGCUCACAGAGCUCCAGCUGCGCGAUGCACACUUUAACCCACGCAGUUACUUUGACUUUGGCUCUGGCAUUGGAACUGGAAUGUGGGCCGCUAGUGAACUCUGGCGUGAGAGCAUCUUUGAGUAUUACAAUGUGGACAGAUCACGGGAAAUGAACGAAUUGUCGGAGCUGAUCUUGCAGCAAGGACAAGAGAAUAAGCAAGUUGCCCUACGCAAUGUAUUCUAUAGACAAUUUCUGCCCGCCAUUGAUACCAAAUACGAUUUAGUUAUCAUUUCGCAUACACUCUUCGAGUUGGCCGACAAACAGCAGCGCCUGGAGAUUCUGUUGAAUCUGUGGCGCAAAUGCGAUGGCUAUAUGGUCAUCGUGGAGGAGGGCACACGACGAGGCUCUGAGCUGGUCAACGAGGCCAGACAGUAUCUGUUGCGUGCAGAGGAUGAGCAUCAGGGCCACACUCUAGCGCCAUGUCCGCAUGAUCUGCGCUGUCCACGGCUCAAUGACUUGGCGGAUCGUACACCCUGCAAUUUUGAAAUAAGCUACGCGCCGCUGCGCCUCAGUAGUGAUUCGGCUUCAGAUCGUCAAUCAUCAGUGUAUAGUUAUGCAAUUUUGAAGAAGGGGGCAAUAGCAGAUGCCACACAGCAAUGGCCACGCAUUGUGCGGCCAACUUUGGUGCGUUCGAAGCAUUCGAUUUGUCGCCUUUGUACGCAAACGGGCAAUUUGCAGGAGGUAAUCUUUACAGCAUCAAAGCACGGCAAAGCCGCCUACAGCUGUGCCCGAGUGAGUCGUUGGGGCGACCGCCUGCCUAUGGCUCUGGGCACGCCACAAGUGAAGCAAAGCAAAUCCAAAUCGGAGCCGACGGAACAAUCUGAAUUGGCGUAGUGCACAUUAUUGUUAUACUAUCAUUGUGUUUAAGCUACACCCUCUCCCUGAUUAGUUGGCUUUAAAAACGAGUAAUCAAUUUGUUACUUUAAUUAUAUACAAACAAAUCGUUGCGCAGCGUUAA